This is a messenger RNA of Exophiala aquamarina CBS 119918, 849 nucleotides long. RefSeq lists its product as uncharacterized. The transcript has a single exon. Bases 1 to 849 code for a protein of 282 amino acids. Gene Ontology annotation, molecular function: tRNA-specific adenosine-37 deaminase activity. The record is from RefSeq and is a predicted model, not a curated record. Gene Ontology annotation, biological process: tRNA wobble adenosine to inosine editing. Lineage: Eukaryota; Fungi; Ascomycota; Eurotiomycetes; Chaetothyriales; Herpotrichiellaceae.
AUGUCUCCGGGCACGGCAGAACCGUGGCAGCAUGAGGACGUCAAUGAAUUGAGGCAGACACUGCAAGGCCGUGGCCACUUUUCAAUGCUUGGAUUUGUACGCCGGAAGCCUGCUCGCGCCGACGCAGAACCGAGUAACUCGAAAUCAUGCACCGAUAAAUUAGCUAUCAAGCAGUUUCUGAGUGUUAUUGCCUUUCCAAAUGACUUGUUUAUUGAGAAGACUGAUAAUGCUUACCUUCGAACAUUGAUCGUCUACGCAGACCAAUAUAACGAGACUGGAUAUUGUCGAGCGUUCGGACCAGAAGGAAGACUUUCUAGAAUCUCCCUGCGCGGGAAAUUUUUCGACGUGUCUAAACUUCCCCCAGGUUUUCCACGCUUUGCCUUCGACAGAGCAGUGCUGACCUGCGCAUCACCAGGCCAGCAGAAGCCUAAAGUGUCAAACGCGACUGCCUUAUGGGUACUAGACCCCGGAGAAGGAGCCGGUGGGAUAUUGGAGGUUCUGAUAAAUGGGGUCAAACAGGGCUACAAACAGUGGGAAAUUCGAGAACGCAAAGCAAGCGUUGUCUCCCGACGGAAGUUGUGGAACAUGGCAGUGACAAUCGUCGAUAACUGGAGGCAAAUGAUCGAUGUACACGACAAACUCGAGAUUUAUUCGACCACAAUCCAUUCAGCGAGAUCUAUCCAGCUGCAAGAGGUAUGGAGUGCGUUGGUCCAAAACACGUAUUGUCAAGCAAAAUCAACUUCACUCCGAAGAACUUCGAUGGACGUCAAGGCUCACGUAACAACAUCUUUGGGCAAUUGGAACAAAAAUGAAACAGACAAAGGUUGGGCUCGUGUGUCUUCGACAUAG